AGUAGGGGAUGCCAAUCAAAGCAUCAACUUCAAAUUGUAUCUGAGAGAUCAGCCUGGAGACCUCAGGGCCAGGCGCGUCAGUCGGAGCGCAAUUGUUGAUCUGAUCACAUCCAGCGGACUUUGCGCGAGAAAAAAGAGGAAGCCGAGAUUUAAGAGCGGGUUGUUUUGACUGCAUACCACUGUAUGUCUGUAGUAGCUGUGACUUUGGCUUAAACACUUUCCCUUCACUCCACCGGGUUCUUUUUUUUCUUUUUUCUCUCUCUCGCACACUUUUUUUUUUUUUUUUACGCACAGUUUUGUCGGACGAAUACAGCUGUGCGACAAUUCGGCGGUGGAGAUGUCUUUCCCCCAGCUAGGCUACCCGCAGUACUUAAGUGCCUCCCAGGCGGUGUACGGGAGCGAGAGACCGGGAGUGCUUACGCCUUCGUCCCGGGGAGGGAGCACUGAAAUCGGGGGAAGUCCGUCCGCCACCGCAGCUGCGGUCACGUCGGUGUUGGGCAUGUACGCCAACCCGUACGCACACAACUACAGCGCUUUCUUACCGUAUACCAGCGCGGACUUGGCUCUUUUCUCACAAAUGGGGUCCCAGUAUGAGCUGAAGGACAGUCCUGGUGUCCAUCCUGCCAGCUUCGCAGCACACACAUCUCCGGCCUUCUAUCCAUACGGCCAGUUUCAGUACGGGGAUCCAGCCAGGCCCAAGAACGCCACCCGGGAGAGCACCAGCACCCUGAAAGCCUGGCUCAAUGAGCACAGGAAGAACCCGUAUCCGACCAAGGGGGAGAAGAUCAUGCUUGCCAUCAUCACCAAAAUGACGCUGACGCAAGUCUCAACAUGGUUCGCCAACGCCAGGAGGAGGCUCAAGAAGGAGAACAAGGUGACCUGGGGAAGCAGGAGCAAAGAGGACGGGGAGGAGAACUUGUUCGGCAGUGGAGACGAGGCCGAGAAAAACGAAGACGAGGAGGAGAUUGAUUUGGAGAGCAUAGAUAUAGACAAAAUAGACGACAACGACGGGGAUCAAAGCAACGAGGAUGAUGACGAUAAAUCAACGGAGGGGAGCAGGGACCACAGGGGCGGUGUCGGUGCGGGGGGAGAGUUGGACAGCUUGGAGAGAAGACGGGCCUUCGCCCUACAGGCCCAUGAGGCCUUUGACAAAUCUAAGAGCACAAUUUCAGUUCACCCAGGGAGUAAGGAGAACUCGGACGGCAACAACAACAACACAAGAGUUUUGUCUCCGGAUAGACCCGGGAGCUUUCCUCUCCCUUCUAACAAUAAGCCCAAAAUUUGGUCUUUAGCAGAAACCGCCACUAGUCCUGAUAGUUCAUCUCAGAAACCCACAUCCCCUUGUGCCCCAGCGGCCACCACUCACUCAUCAGCGCCCCACCACCAGAUCCAAACCCACCCGGCUUUCCUCCCUAGUCAUGGACUGUACACAUGCCAGAUUGGAAAGUUCCACAACUGGACAAACGGGGCUUUCUUGGGCCAGAACUCCCUGCUGAAUGUGAGGUCGUUUCUGGGAGUAAACCAGCACCAUCACCAUCACCAUCACCACAACCACCACUUGUCGGCCCAGCAGCAGCAGCAGCAGCAGCAGCCGACGUCAGUGGUAGUGUCGCCGGUAGCAGCUGCAGCAGCACUCAGCAAUGACAGCAAGGCCCCGUCAGAGACCCACAGUCCCAAGCACAUAGACCAUGAAAACGGUGUAAGGUCUGACUCCCCUCCAACACAGACCCUGAAGUCUUCCUUUCGACCCAUCCAUGACAGGUGAGACACGUUUUGCUUUUCUUGAUUGUUGGAAACACGUUGUCAGCUCCAGCCUUAUAUCAGAUUACAAAUGUAGAAUGCUAUGAUUAUUACUUUAAUUAAAAUGUAAACUAGGUCAGACUUCUUUUUUUUUUCCUCCUCGCAGCAAUAUUUAUAAGAGCAGUAAUUAAAAUAACUAGAACGAAGCAGCUGGAUGAGAAUUCAACUCCUGCAAUCAUCCAACAGAUAAGGGGACGCAAAGCUUUUUAACAAAAUCC
This is a messenger RNA of Larimichthys crocea (large yellow croaker), 2018 nucleotides long. It is a transcript of the gene irx1a, whose product is annotated as iroquois homeobox 1a. NCBI's taxonomy places the organism in Eukaryota, Metazoa, Chordata, Actinopteri, Sciaenidae. Gene Ontology annotation, cellular component: nucleus. The transcript is spliced from 3 exons. The coding region runs from base 338 to 1765 and encodes 475 amino acids. The record is from RefSeq and is a predicted model, not a curated record. Gene Ontology annotation, biological process: neuron differentiation; cell development; regulation of transcription by RNA polymerase II. Gene Ontology annotation, molecular function: RNA polymerase II cis-regulatory region sequence-specific DNA binding; DNA-binding transcription factor activity, RNA polymerase II-specific.